Molecule: messenger RNA, 611 nt
Organism: Trichoplusia ni (cabbage looper)
Lineage: Eukaryota; Metazoa; Arthropoda; Insecta; Lepidoptera; Noctuidae
Product: larval cuticle protein 1-like
Exons: 3
Coding region: 49-435 (128 amino acids)
Cellular component (GO): chitin-based extracellular matrix
Molecular function (GO): structural constituent of chitin-based larval cuticle
Source: RefSeq, a predicted model, not a curated record
GUCAUUUGACAUUACGUUACUUAGAGGAGAAAUGUAUAAAAGAUUACGAUGCCACAGCUAGAGCAUCAGUUGCCCAUCAGCCACGAACUAAUCAAAAUGAAAUCGAUCAUCCUUGUUGCCCUCGCCCUCGUGGCCGUCGCCGCUGCCAGCCCCGUUGAUAACCCACCCGCAGCCAUCGUCCGGUCUGAAUUCAACCAGGACCCUCAGGGCUCCUACAACUUCGGUUUCGAGUCUGAUGACGGCAUCUCCCGGUCGGAGACCGGUGAGCUUAAGGAAGCUCUUGAUGAGGAGAACAAGCCCCACACCGUUGUCGUAGUCCGUGGCAGCUACAGCUACACCGACAAGGAAGGCAAGCCCGAGACCAUCUCCUACUACGCUGACGAGACCGGCUACCACGCUGAGGGACCCUCCGUCCCCAAGCCCGUCGAGAACUAAGCUGCCCUGACCACUCACCGAUGAAUAACCGAUAUAUUCUUAGAUGAUUACACGAUGUACGAGCUCUGUGGCUCAUUGUCACAACUCUCUGUUCUCUUUAAUACUUGACGCUCACUGCCAUUUUUUAUUGUUGUUUUGAUGACGAUACAUGAUUAAAAGUUCAAUUGAAUUUUAAA